AAACCACUUGAAACUAAAGAUGGAUCCACAAAUUUCCAGCAGAAACGACAUGGCUGCUUCUAGGUUCGUAGAAGUGAACCCGUCUAUGCUGGAGGAAACAUACGAGGGAUCGGAUUUGCACGUAGCCACAAGGCUUGGGUAUGUGGUACUCGCAAAGAAGAUAAUUGAGCUCUACCCUUCCCAAAUCAGAUCCACUAACUCAAAGGGUGACACUCCUCUUCAUAUUGCUGCUAGCUUGGGACACACAAGCAUCUUGGUCAUGAUGUUAAUGUCCACGCAAUUGCAUAACCCCUGCGAGAUACAAACCCAAAAUGGUCUAAAACCUGCAGAAAUGAUGAAUAAUGAUGGCUUGACACCUUUGCAUUGUGCGGCAAAGAAUGGUUCAGUGAAAAUCCUUAGGGAAUUUCUCGAUAAGGCUCCCUCUUCUUUCAACUUAGUCACACGAGGAAACAAAGAAACUGUCUUUCACAUAGCUGCGAAACACAAGAACAACGAAGCCUUCAUCUUCAUGGCAAAUAAUGCUAAGUUAGGCCAACUUCUCCACGAGCUGGAUGCAAAUGGCAACACUGUUCUUCACGUUGCCGUCUCCGUAGGCUCUGUUGUCCUGGUAAAUUACUUAAUCAAUGAAACAAAAAUAGAUGUCAUCACACAGAACAAAAGGGGUUUUGCAGCGGUUGACCUACUCAAAGAAAAUGAUGAUAAUUACCUUCCACUAUAUACAGCAAUGUGUAAUUCCAAAACAACUAAACACCCUUCAAGUAUUAAAGAGGUGAUGAAUUUCGAAGCCCAAGUAUUCAGUGAGUUAAAGAAGAUGCAGAACCAAAUAGUAAGAGUUCAAAGUAGGGAGAGUAAAAACAACGAAUUUGAGAUGCAAUCAGAGGCUUUGCAGAACUCUAGAAACACAAUCACAAUUGUCGCCGUCCUAAUUGCAUCGGUUACUUUCACAUGCGGUAUAAACCCACCUGGUGGGCUGUACCAAGAUGGACCCUACAUGGGGAAAUCAACCGCAGGAAGAACCCUAGCUUUCAAGAUCUUCUCUAUAAGCAACACCAUCGCGUUGUUUACAUCAGUGUGUAUGGUCAUUCUUCUCGUCAGCGUUAUGCCUUGCAGGACGAAUUCACUUAAGAAAUUAUUGAUUUUAACAUAUAGGAUGAUGUGGGUGGCUAUAGCAGCCAUGGCAAUUGCUUAUGUCGCUGCCACAUGGGUCACGCUACCACAUCUUGAAGAAACCAAAUGGUUAGUCUAUGCCACUCUUGCUAUCGCUAGCAUGACGGUCGUAGUGGCCGAUCUAGAAACAUGACUUGUUACUGUUGUUGCCGCUCAUUUUGGUUUAUUUUUGAUAAUCACAAUUUUUAAGAUUAAUCUACUUUACUUUCGGACAGGAGGUGUUACAUGUGAUUUUAUAGCUGUAGAUGUGAUGCCAAACGAUUUGUUAGAUGAAUUAAAAUCUUAGUUCAAUU
Molecule: messenger RNA, 1460 nt
Organism: Arabidopsis arenosa
Lineage: Eukaryota; Viridiplantae; Streptophyta; Magnoliopsida; Brassicales; Brassicaceae
Source: the annotation of a GenBank genome assembly